Caenorhabditis remanei is the source of this 1287-nucleotide messenger RNA. RefSeq lists its product as uncharacterized. The coding region runs from base 1 to 1287 and encodes 428 amino acids. The record is from RefSeq and is a predicted model, not a curated record. The transcript has 3 exons. NCBI's taxonomy places the organism in Eukaryota, Metazoa, Nematoda, Chromadorea, Rhabditida, Rhabditidae.
AUGAGCACAAAUCAACCGCUUGCCUAUCAGACGUCGAAAGCUGUUCUACUGUAUCUAAAUGCUAACUUGAGGUUGGAACUCGCCCAAAGAUGUCUAGAAAUUCGAACAGCCGACAGGACUACUCCACUAAGAAUAUACAAUCUAAAAUUGAAUCCGAUGGAUGUUCAGAUCAAUGACACAACUUACGGUGUCACUCUUCAUAAAGUCCCACGCCGGACUGAGUACUUACCGGAAUAUGAUAAUUUUAAUUGUAAGGACUACAUAUUCUAUGACGUGGAUCAAUAUGGCUUUAAGGAUUAUUCCGUUGGCCCCGACGAUUCAUUCUUCUGGGAGUCUUCCGAGCCCUCAAUUGAUUGCGAAUAUUAUGUGAACAUUUUAUUGGAGAUGCACUCUUUAACCCAUGCUGACUUAUCAGAAUCGGCUGAAAAGGCUCGUUCAGACAUUUCACUCUCUAAAAAACAGGAUAUGUCAAAACUACAAUGCUUAUUCCAUGGCAAUUACGACUACUUGAUUCCUUAUAUAUUGAGACAUAUGGGUAUGAAGCCUCACGAGAUGCCAUACUAUUACUGUAUUGGACUGAAUGUCUCUACGGGCAAUGAAAAGAAGAGUGAGCUUGUCAAUUAUACCUGUAAACUGGUUGAUGCGGUCAAGUACAUGUACAACAAAAUUUUUGGAAACAGGGAGUUAAUCAUUACGAAAAAAAUGGAGAUCCGUUCAUUUUACUGUUUUCGAUACAAGUUUCAAAGUCACUUUAUUGUCCAUGAUUUGACAAUUUCCAGUGACUAUUCAAAGGUUUUUAACGAGCUUGGACCGCUAAUCAACAGCACUGGACAACACGCACUACAAUCUUUGCGAAUUGUAGUGCACGCCGAUAAUGAUGAUCUCGAUCACGCAAUAAUUAAAUCAGCAAAAGUUCUUACUGUGGAAGGAACUCUUUCUAAUGAGCAACUACGACAACUUUCUAAUCAACGUGUAAUCUUUUGUAAUUAUGGAUAUCAGAGGGAAAUUUUAUUCCUAGUCGGUGAAUGGAAACGCAACACGCCAGCUAUCGGAACUCACUAUUCCUUUCCAGUAUUCGACAUUGCCGACCAAGUUGUUUAUGAUGCUUUUGACGAUAUCCGUCAGCUAGAUGGUUCGAGUGAAAAAUUAUAUCCAGAAACAAGAGAGACCAAGUUCCCACACUGCAUUACAUUCAAACUAAGCGAAGAAGCGGAACUCAAUGUCUAUUAUGAACAAGAAUACAUGCAUACGAAGAUUCAUCCCAUAGGAUACUCAAUGGCAUUGUAA